AUGGGCACCUCCUUGAAUAUGACCGCAGCUCAUGCUGAGAGGCAGAUAGCCUUGGGUGCCACCGAUGAUGUCCAAGGCACUCGCAUCGUCUAUACCCUUGCUGCUGUUGCUCUUGCUGCUACCGUCCUAAGCCGAUUUGAGGGAGGACGCAAAAUCCUUGAGCGUGUCUACUGGUUUCUCAAUAGCCUACUCGGCGGAGCCCCUCGCACCAUCUCCAUCCCCGGGCCUCGCGGUCUCCCCAUUAUGGGAAACCUGAUCCAGAUGCAAAAUAGUCAUAUCCAAAUGAUGGCCGAAUGGACCAAGAAGUAUGGUGAUGUGGUCCGUCUCUCCCUCGGUGAGCGCGAGGCCGUUUUAAUCAACAGCCACAGGGCCCUCGCUCAGACGAUCGUGCAGCAGGGUCCCGCCUAUCAGUCGCGUCCAACAUUGAAGCACUUCCACGGCGACUCUGUAUCUUCUGGUAUUUGGACGGUUGGCACUUCGCCCUACAGUAACCGCCUCGUUCGCACCCGCAAAGCGCUUUCAUCUCAGAUCGCUCCUCGUCUCCUCCCUACCUACACCCCCGUCAUUCACCCCAAGCUCAAGAAGCUCCUUGGUGACGUCCUGGAGAUAAGCCAGGGCCCGGCAGUCGACAUGGCCGACAGGCUUCACCGUUUUGGUACUGGACAGGUCUCUGAGCAGCUCGUGGGCCAAGCCCUUGACGAUGACCUUGUGGGAAAGAUUGCAGAGAAUGAGAUCAAUAUCUUUCGUCAACGCACCAUCGGCUCGCCCCUUGGUGACUAUAUCGCUCCCUGGCGGAUGGCCCUGUCGACCCGCUAUAUGAUCGGCCGGAUUCUCGGUAUUAAGUCGUGGGCUCUGGAUAAGAAGGCGGAGAAAACCAGCGAGUACCGCAAUUUGCAGCAGGAAUAUCUCAACAAGAUGAUGGGCAACCUGAAGGACCGCAUCUCAGCCGGUGACGAGACUCCCUCUAUUCUCGGCAACAUCCUCCGUCAGAACCUUUUGACUGAAGAAGAGGUUCACCUGGCUUCCUAUACCGGCAUCGCUGCUGGCGUCAACGUUGGUUACUCUCUCACUUGGACCAUCGGCUAUCUGGCCAACCGGCCUGAUCUCCAGCAGAACGGCUACGAUGCCAUUCGUGAGGUAUAUGGCAGCGAACCCCCCAAGCCGCACGAAUUCGAUCGUGUCGAAUACGUCAAGGCUCUGCACACCGAGGGCUCUCGUGUCUUCACGCCCGUUCGUCUCGGUUUCCCGCGCGAGACUCUCAAUGGUGCCAGUUAUCAGGGUCACAGCAUCCCCAAGGAUACGAUCGUCAUCAUGAAUCUAUUCGCCUGCAACCACGACCCCAUCGCCUUCGACCACCCGGACGAAUACCUCCCCGAGCGGUGGCUGAACGGCCGCAAAGGCCGCACCGAUCUGUUCGCCGAGGGAGGCGACAAGCUGGGUGUUCCACACUUGACCUACGGUGCUGGUCGCCGUGUCUGUCCCGGAAUCGACAUGGCCAACCGCAGUCUCUACUCGACCCUCGUCCUCCUCCUGCACUUCUUCACCUGGGAGCGCCAGCCCCUCGGCGAGGAAGAGAAGAAGCUCGUCUUCCCGCCGUUCCGCGCUGAGCGCGAGUGCUCGCUGGAAAUGAACGCCGUCACCGAUACUGCGACCCCCACGGAGACGCAGGCUGUUCCAUGGUCGGUCGGUAUCAAAUUCCACUGCCGCGAUCCCAAGGGGCUUCGCGCGUGGCUUGAGUCGUCGGAGCACUGA
This is a messenger RNA of Aspergillus ochraceoroseus IBT 24754, 1752 nucleotides long. RefSeq lists its product as uncharacterized. Gene Ontology annotation, molecular function: heme binding; oxidoreductase activity, acting on paired donors, with incorporation or reduction of molecular oxygen; iron ion binding. The transcript is spliced from 9 exons. The record is from RefSeq and is a predicted model, not a curated record. Bases 1 to 1752 code for a protein of 583 amino acids. NCBI's taxonomy places the organism in Eukaryota, Fungi, Ascomycota, Eurotiomycetes, Eurotiales, Aspergillaceae.